AUGUCUUAUAAUUCUUACUUUUGCUCUGAUAUUAUUCUACAUCCUACCAACAUCUAUCUAUCUAUCUAUCUAUCUAUCUAUCUAUCUAUCUAUCUAUCUAUCUAUCUAUCUAUCUAUCUUCAUGGCCAGUUUUCAGACAAACAAUAUGGCUUUCCUUUACUGCUGACACAUACAUUCUCUCUCUAUAUAUAUAUGUCUCUUUCUCUCUGUAUCUCUCUAUGUCUCUCUUUCUCUCUCAAGUCACUCUCACUAUGUUUCCCCCUCACUAUCGCUCUCUCUCUAUGUCUCUCUCUCUGUCUCUCUAUGUCUCACUCUCUGUCUCUCUAUGUCUCACUCUCUGUGUGUCUCUUUCUCUGUGUCUGUGUUUCUCCCUCUAUGUCUAUCUCUGUCUAUGUCUCUCUGUUUCUCUCUCUCUCUAUGUAUCUCUCUAUAUAUGUCUAUCUCUCUAUGUCUAUCUAUCACUAG
Molecule: messenger RNA, 465 nt
Organism: Acanthosepion pharaonis
Lineage: Eukaryota; Metazoa; Mollusca; Cephalopoda; Sepiida; Sepiidae
Source: the annotation of a GenBank genome assembly